This is a messenger RNA of Phycodurus eques (leafy seadragon), 603 nucleotides long. It is a transcript of the gene txnb, whose product is annotated as thioredoxin. NCBI's taxonomy places the organism in Eukaryota, Metazoa, Chordata, Actinopteri, Syngnathiformes, Syngnathidae. Bases 102 to 434 code for a protein of 110 amino acids. The transcript is spliced from 5 exons. Gene Ontology annotation, molecular function: protein-disulfide reductase activity. The record is from RefSeq and is a predicted model, not a curated record.
AAAUAACCAGCCGUGCCUGUGCAGAAACUCUUGUCAUUUUCCAUUUCGCAGUUAAACCUUCUGCAAAAGUGUGUUGUGUUUUUCCCCCACCAACAGUCGCCAUGGUUAUCCUCAUCAAAGACUUGGAAGAGUUUGAUGGUUACCUGAAAAGCAGUGGAGACAAGCUCAUUGUGGUGGACUUCACAGCCACAUGGUGUGGACCCUGUAAAAUGAUUGGACCAGUUUUUGAUUCAGCGUCAGAAAACCCGGCAUACGCCGAUGUUAUAUUCCUUAAAGUCGACGUGGAUACGUGUGAGGAUGUGAGCACGAAAUGCAAAAUCAGCUGUAUGCCCACAUUCAUCUUUUUCAGAAAUGGAGUCCAAAUAGAUAGCUUCUCUGGGGCCAACUCCACGAAACUGAUGGAAAAGCUCGAUGCUCACGCAAAACGACAAUGACAACACUCUUUAUUCCACCGAGCAUCAUCCUGUUAAUUCAGUGCAUGUCUUGAGUAAACAAUUGACAAGAAAGUCUGUUCAAUGAAACGUUGGCUUGACUUGCUCAGAAACCUUCUGUAUGUAGUCUCCAACAAGGUGGAUUUAUUAAAUGGUGUAUUGGGACCCGUCA